CCCAACUCACAAAAAUUUUAAUAAAAAAGAACCUCAAAAAACAAAGGAGAAAAGAAAUUCCUUCUGAAAGCAAAAACAUAAAUUUUUAGAUCUAGAAACGAAUUUCUAUCGCCACCAAUUCUUUGUUAGAUAUACAGGAUGAAUGAGCAAGCUACACAAGAUAAUAAUCCCAAUGCUCAAACAAUCCUUCCAGCAAAGCGAAGGCGUGGUCGCCCGCGCAAAGAUGGAGGUGUCGCUAAAAGAGGCAAUUUGCAGUCCCCAAUGAUGACUCCUCCAGCACCCGAAAACAUCAAGAAAGUUCAACAAAAUGCUGUCGAAAUGAACCAAAAAGAUGGAGGCAUUAUUGGUAGCAACAACGUUGUAGGACAGAUGGUUUCCGGUGUCGUUGACGGUUGUUUUGAUGCAGGGUACUUCAUCUCCGUUCGAGUUGGUAAUAGUGGGACCACGCUCCGUGGAUUAGUCUUCCAACCGGGGCGAUUCGCUCCUAUUACACCAGCAAAUGAUGUUGCCCCAUCAGCCAUAAUGUAUCACAGAAAUCAAGUUGCUCAGCCAAAUGUGGCACCAGGACAACAUGCUAUAUCUUCUAAGCCAAUGUCAAGUGGUCCAUUUGUACCUAACAAUAACCAAUUUGCUCCUAUCAUGGCGUCUCAACUUGGCACGAUUCACGAGGCACGAUGCAACUCGGGUUCUUCCUUGGGUGAAAAGUCUGUCUUGCAGCCAAAUCAAGAUCAAAGAGUAGUCCAAAUCCAAUCCCACACGACUAGCCUUCCAGUGGAGAAUCUUAGAAUGGUUGAACAGAAUGAAGUGAUGCAGACAAAUCAAGAUCGACUAGUCCAAAUCCACCAAUCCCACACGACCAUUCCAGUGGAAAAUCUUAGAAUGGUUGAACAGGAUGAAGUGAUGCAGGUAUUUGAAGUCGUGAACCCAUCAGAAGGGACGACCAAAAUGAUUGCAGAAUCCAUAUUGGUGGAAAUGAAAGCUAGUGAAGGAACUACCAGCUAUCAGGGACCUGAUAAGGCUCAAAACCAACUCAUGGGCUCUAUGUAUCAGUCUGACAUUCUUUUUCAAAACAAUCACAACAGCUCAAGUGGCGAAAUCCACCACAAUCCGGCUGCAGACAACCAACCGACUGAACUUGCAUCCAAGAACGAUAAGCAACCAAAUCCUGAGAAGUCAUAUAUGCAGACUUUACUUCAGCCAGGUGAGUUAGUUCAAUGUGAAUCGAAGAAACUUGAGAUUCACCGAGCUCCUAUGAACGCGCAAACUCAACUCCACUCCUCCCAAGGACUUCCUCCAAUGAAUGCAGAGAUUCAGAUGAAAGAAUGGACUCAUAGUGGACAAGAAAACCAACAGAAUCAGUUCAACCAAAGUACUCUUUUUGCUGAACUUGACUCUGUUGGCCAAGAAACGCAGGCUGCUGCAGAAAGUCAAGUAGUUCAGCCAAGCAAUGAGCUAAAAAGCCCAUUUCUUGAACAGAAUUAUGUUCAGAUGACUAAUGAGAACCCGAAUCCCAGGAUCAACCAAGUACUGGUUACUGGUGAAACUCAAGCUGUGACUACAGAAUCAAUUAGGACUACUUCAAUGGACUUCAUGAUGGAAAAUCUGAACUAUCCGAAGAAUGAGGAAUCUCAAAAUACUCAUAUUGGACCUGAAGUUGAGUUAUCAAGAAAUGCUGAAAUGUCGAACGAAACUAAGGAAGCAAGUGAACUUGGUGACAAACUUGUGUUAGGCUCUCAAUUAACACCACAGCAUGAAGAGGCAAAAACUGAAAAUUCUGAUCACUCAGCAAAAGCUGAAACUCAAAAUACAAGUUCUGAUGGUGGCAACAUCAACCUGGAAAUUUUUCACCAAGGCCAACCUUGAAGCUGCUCAAAAAUUUAAGAGCAACAAUGUUAUAGAC
Molecule: messenger RNA, 1900 nt
Organism: Lycium ferocissimum
Lineage: Eukaryota; Viridiplantae; Streptophyta; Magnoliopsida; Solanales; Solanaceae
Exons: 3
Coding region: 139-1863 (574 amino acids)
Source: RefSeq, a predicted model, not a curated record